Molecule: messenger RNA, 1811 nt
Organism: Selaginella moellendorffii
Lineage: Eukaryota; Viridiplantae; Streptophyta; Lycopodiopsida; Selaginellales; Selaginellaceae
Exons: 2
Coding region: 110-1744 (544 amino acids)
Source: RefSeq, a predicted model, not a curated record
UUGUUCUAGGUCGAGCAAGAACAAGAACAAGAAGAACAAGACCCAGGCAGGCAUCGGCGUCGUCGUUGUCGUCGUCCAACAAAAGAGAUAAGAGGUAUAGUGUGUAGCCAUGAUGAAUGUUAGAGCCUUGUGUGUGUUACUCUCGUCUCUGGGUGCCGUCAUGUUUCUGUCCCCGGAGCCUACGGUGCGCAAGAUGAACAAGGACGUGAUUGUUGUGGAGGCCCAUAGCGUCUCGGCCACCAACAAACUCGCGGAGGAGGAUUACAGUGGCAAGCUCUUGUCUGCGGCCAAGCGCGGCCAAGACGCAGCUUCAGAGGCUCGGGACAGGCUGUCGGAUUAUGUGAGCGAGGGCGCAAGCAGAGGCGCAGAGUCAGCGGCCAGUGCACGAGACAGGCUCGGCGAGUCCUUGAGCUCCGCCGGCGAUGUAGCACAUCAAGCCGUUGAGGAGCAGCAAUCUCUGGGCAGUAAGCUGGCGAGAGCUGUCACGGAGAGGGUUCAGGAGGCUGCGCACUACCAGCCCAACUUGGGCCAAGGCAUUGGCUUCUACGACGCCUCCCACGGUACGCCGGAGGACCAAGACCUCAAGAAGUUGGAGGACUACCUCGAAGGUGCAAGGAGCUCGGCCAGAGAUGCAAUGGACAAAGCAACAGAAGGGCUUGGGCUUCUCCGGAACCAACUUCCAGAGCUAGAGCCGCACGAAGAGCAUCCCAGCCUGGAAAUGGCAAGGGGAAAGGUUCGCGACUACUACGACGUGACCAAGGCCGCUGUGCUCGACGCGCUCAGCAACAAGGAGCAGCAGCUGGGAAGGUCGCUCGAUUCCUCCAAGCGUCGAGUUGAGGCCUACUAUGACAAGGCCAAGCAGGCGUCCUUGGAAAGCUUGGAAAACCAAAAGGAGAAGUUGGGACACAUUGUCGACGUGGUGAGGCUCAAGCUCAAUGCUGGACGGGAGGCAGUCUUCAACUACGGCAUGAGCACAAUACAGAGCGGCAAGGACGCCGUUGUGGACGAGAAGAACAAGCUCUGUCUCAAAGUGCACGAGGCUGAAGAAGAAGCGGCAAGGUGGGGCAACAGCGCGCGGGAGAAGGUGAAUCGAACGUGGAAUCAGGCCGGUGCAUGGGCUCACGAUAAGAUGGCCAAGCUCAACCAGUCUGAAGAGAUGGCACUCCGGAUUUGCAAGCAGUGGGUCCAUAAGUCGGUGGCCACCUUCGUUCGCCUGAUGCACUUGUUCCUCUUCUCGUCCACGUUUGGCAGUGCACUGUGGGUGACUUUCAUCUCUGGAUUCGUGCUCUCCAACAACAUAUCCCGCCACCAGUUCGCCCUGGUGCAGAGUAAGAUUUUCCCCGUCUACUUCAGGAUUGUUGGGUCGGGGAUUGCUCUUCUCCUUGCAACGCACAUACUGCUGCACUCGCCGCCAGGUGCCCACCUGUCGGAGCUGCUGCAGUGCUACAACCUUGCGGGGUGCCUGGUUGUGACACUGCUCAACACUUUCCUGCUGGAACCACGGCUGACAAAGUGUGUGUUUGACAAAGUACGGAUAGAGAAGGAGGAAGGCAGAGCUUUGGAUCCCGGCCCUGGAGAACGAGGAGGAGGAAGUGGUGUGGACGAUCACGCCAGGAGGACGCAGCUGGGGGACGUGAUGACAAGGGUCCGGGCGCUGCACUUCUGCAGCUCUGCUGCAAAUCUUGCAAUGCUGGUGGGGCUGGCAUGGCAUCUGUGGUACCUCAACUGCCGGUUGGGCAUCUGAUCCGGCAUGUCCUGACUUGUCUGGUGUGGAUAUUGUCUCUUUUAAAAAACACAUGAAGAUCUGGGAA